Molecule: messenger RNA, 388 nt
Organism: Populus euphratica (Euphrates poplar)
Lineage: Eukaryota; Viridiplantae; Streptophyta; Magnoliopsida; Malpighiales; Salicaceae
Exons: 3
Coding region: 41-376 (111 amino acids)
Source: RefSeq, a predicted model, not a curated record
GGAGUAAGGUCAUGAUCUUGGAUGACCAAUUCCUUAGUAUAUGUGCUAUCCAGGGUUUUACAGGGACUGCCUGUUAUGUUUGUUCCUGGGCAAACUACCUGCAUGGUUUGCAGAAACUGAAAUUGGGAUCGAGCCCAGCACAGAGAAAUGGAUGAACAAACUCUUCAGGAGCAAUGGCUUCCGGGUGGGACAUAAUUGUGAAGUUGCUGGGAACUUAGGCAAGGAAGUAGCACCAGGAGAGUACAAGAAUAUAUAUUAUUGGUUGCAGACCAAGUGCAAUUUUCAGAUGAUCAUGUGUGGCAACUUAUUUAUGAUUCUGAAUAUAAAGCACUUACUGUUGGAUUUCGUGGUUUUGCUUGAUAAGGGAGGAGCCUAAUCAUUAAAUACC